Messenger RNA from Danaus chrysippus (African queen), 957 nucleotides. The record is from the annotation of a GenBank genome assembly. NCBI's taxonomy places the organism in Eukaryota, Metazoa, Arthropoda, Insecta, Lepidoptera, Nymphalidae.
AUGAAACUCUUCCUGGUUGUCGUCGGUCUAGCCGUGGCUGUUUCAGCCUACGAGCCCAUCAACAAUGACUAUCACAACACCAUAGGUGUUUAUGAAGCUGCUCGUAUCAAACAGGCUGAAGAAGCCGCUGACUUCGACGGCAGCAGAAUCGUAGGAGGAAACGCUGCCUCCCUCGGUCAAUUCCCUUAUUUUGGCGGUUUACUCAUCACACUGCAAGAUGGCAGACAAUCUGUGUGUGGUUCUACCCUUGUCAGCAACAACAGAUUGGUAACAGCAGCUCACUGCUGGACAACCGGGAGGGUUCAGGCUCGACAACUCACUGUUGUUCUCGGCUCUGUAACUCUAUACUCUGGAGGUGUUCGUAUUAACACUAGCAAUGUACGUGUCCACCCUGGUUUUAACGUGAACACUGUAGCUAAUGACAUAGCUGUGAUCAUUAUUACCAGCAUAUCUUCAAACAACAACAUUAGACCCAUCGGUCUGGCCAGCGGUUCCAACCUAUAUGUGGGAUCUUGGGCAACAGCUGUUGGAUUUGGUCGCACCAGUGACUCUUCCGGCGUCUCCCAUAAUCUAAGACACGUCAACUUGCAAGUGAUCACCAAUGAAGUAUGCAGAAACACCUACGGCCGUAUUAUCAUUGAUUCAUCACUUUGUGUCACUACUGUCAAUGGUAGGAGCACUUGUGGAGGUGACUCUGGUGGUCCCCUCGCCGUUGGAAACGUACUGAUUGGAGUGACAUCAUUCGGUCACAGAAGUGGAUGCGCUAGAGGACAUCCAGCUGCUUUCGCAAGAGUAUCGUCUUUCAAUUCUUGGAUCCGCACCUACGAGCCCAUCGACAAUGACUAUCACAACACCAUAGGUGUGUAUGAAGCUACUCGUAUCAAACAAGCUGAAGAAUUAGCUGACUUUGAUGGCAGCAGGAUCACAGGAGGAACAAUCGCUUUUGUUAAUAACUAA